AUGGGUUUGAAAACAGCUCUUUUGUCGGUUUUGGGCUUCGUCGCUUUGACGAAUGCUUCGGUUAUUCAUCCUCGUACUUCCAAGCCAGCACAUGCUCAGUACUACAACAAGAAGACUUCUCCCUAUUAUGUCCCAUCUACUGGAAUCCCUGAAGUCUCAUUCGAUGUUGGUGAAAGCUAUGCUGGCCAGAUUCCAGUUGACUUGAAGAAAACUGGCUCCAAAGAUCCCAAGUUCUUCUAUUGGUUUUUCCCAACUGUUAACCCAGCUGGAAAGGAUGAUGUUGUAAUUUGGUUCAACGGAGGUCCCGGCUGUUCCUCUUUAGAAGGUCUCACACAGGAGAAUGGCCCGUUCUCUUGGAAAUAUGGAACAUACAAGCCCGUGCCAAAUGCUUGGUCCUGGCAUAAGCUCGCCAACGUUAUCUGGGUUGAAUAUCCCAUUGGAACUGGUUUCUCAACCGGUCACGUAACAGCAAAGAACAACACCGAAACAGCAGCCCAAUUCGUCGAAUGGUGGAAGAACCUCGUCGAUACCUUCGGUCUUCAAGGCAAGAAACUCUACGUCACCGGCGAAAGCUACGCCGGUGUCUACGUCCCAUACGUCGGCGCUGCGAUGCUUGACAAGAAGGACAAAACCUACUACAACGUCAAAGGCGCUCUUUACUACGACCCUGUCAUGCCGUAUGCUGAUAAGCUACAUCUCGAUCAUGCUGCUUUCCCAGGCUUCUUCAGACAUUGGGAGAGCGUUUUUGCGAUUCCGGAUAAGAAUAAGAAGAUUCUUGAUAACGAUAAUGAGAAAUGUGGAUUGGAUAAGUAUCGUGAGGCUCAUCUUACAUACCCACCUCCUCCCACGCCCUGGAAGCCUGUUCAGGUUAAGGGAUGCGAUAUCACGGGUCACUUCGAGGAGAUCAACACUGUUAUCAACCCUUGUUUCAAUGUUUACCACGUCCAAGAUACUUGCCCAGUUCUUUGGGACAUCCUUGGCUUUCCCUCGGUUCAAUACACUCCUCCCGGCGCAACUCUCUUCUUCAACAUCCCUGGUGUCCGAAAGGCAAUCCACGCCCCAGCUGCGCCCAAAGAAUGGGCAUCGUGCUCAGGCCCAGUCUUUGUCGGUGACGAUGACAGAUACGACCCCGCGGAGCACGAGAAGAAGUUCCAAACUCUCGUUGAGAAGACCAACAACGUCAUGAUCGGAUCCGGCAUGGCUGACUAUAUCAUCACUUCCAACACAACUGCCUUAGCCGUCCAAGGUCUCAAAUGGAACGGCAAGCAAGGUUUUCAGACAGCGCCAAGCGCAGAGUUUGUUGUUCCGGUUAUCAACAACACAGAGAAGAAUGUUGAGAACUGGGCGGGUGGUAGUGUUCAGGGAUCAGUUCACUCAGAGCGAGGUUUUACGUUGGCGACGGUUAAGACGAGUGGACAUAUGGUUCCGCAGUAUGCUCCACCUGCUGCGUUUAGACAGCUGGAGCAUAUACUUGGACGUGUGAAGUCGCUCACUGACCCUGAGCCUUUCUCUGUAAAUAUUUCUACUUCUUUCAGUUGGCCAUAUUAG
Fusarium redolens is the source of this 1548-nucleotide messenger RNA. Its product is annotated as Alpha/Beta hydrolase protein. Bases 1 to 1548 code for a protein of 515 amino acids. The transcript has 4 exons. Lineage: Eukaryota; Fungi; Ascomycota; Sordariomycetes; Hypocreales; Nectriaceae. Gene Ontology annotation, biological process: proteolysis. The record is from RefSeq and is a predicted model, not a curated record. Gene Ontology annotation, molecular function: serine-type carboxypeptidase activity.